Musa acuminata AAA Group (dessert banana) is the source of this 2228-nucleotide messenger RNA. Its product is annotated as 1-aminocyclopropane-1-carboxylate synthase 6-like. Gene Ontology annotation, molecular function: pyridoxal phosphate binding; transaminase activity. The record is from RefSeq and is a predicted model, not a curated record. Lineage: Eukaryota; Viridiplantae; Streptophyta; Magnoliopsida; Zingiberales; Musaceae. The transcript has 4 exons. Gene Ontology annotation, biological process: biosynthetic process; amino acid metabolic process. Bases 223 to 1746 code for a protein of 507 amino acids.
CUCUCUCACACCCACACAUAAGCAGAAGUAGGCGGCACGCAUUCGGCAACUCCAACCCCUACCCCUACCUCAGGAUAAACAGCGCGCCUCUGCUUGCCUGGGCCCGUAAGCGAAGACGCGGCCGCCGCCGCCCGCCGACGACACGGCUGGGAUCCGUGUGCUAGAGGAGGAAGGACCAGGCGGAGGAGGACGGUCGCACGCCAGCGAUCGAUAAAGGCAGCCAUGCGCGUCAUAGUCCCCCUCCAGGCCGUGGUGCAGGGGAGGGGCGGCCUCGUCCUCGGUUCCCUCAUCCCCUGCGCCCUCUUCUACUUCCUCCAGUUCUACCUCCGCCGCAACCGGCCCUCCUCCUCUUCCCCGCCGCCCCCUUCCUCUGCCUCCGGCUCCAACCUGCCCGAGCUCGCCUCCAUCCCUCGGUCGCUCUCGAGGGGCCUCCUCUCUCCCCGGGGCUCCUUUGGCCCAGCACGCCUCUCCUCGCGCGGCACCGCCGUCGUCAGGGACGACGACAACCCCUACUACGUCGGGUUGAAGAGGUGCGCCGAUGACCCCUACAAUCGCUCGACCAAUCCCCAGGGCUUCCUUCUGCUUGGGCUGGCAGAGAAUAGGUUGUCAUUGGAUAUAAUUCAAGAUUGGUUGGUCAAGAAUUGGAAGGAGUCAUUGCUGUUGGAUGACGAGGAGGAAGAGUUGAGUAUCCAGGGAUUGGCAACGUAUCAGCCUUAUGAUGGAUCAAUGGAUUUGAAGACGGCUGUUGCUGAAUUCAUGGGUCAAGUCAUGCAGGGGUCAGUUUCAUUCAAUCCGUCACACGUUGUAUUAACUGCAGGUGCCACUCCUGCUGUUGAGACACUAGGCUUCUGUCUGGCUGACCCUGGAGAUGCUUUUCUUGUUCCAUCACCUUAUUACCCUGGGUGGGACAGGGAUAUCAAGUGGCGAACUGGUGUAGAGCUUAUUCCUGUUCCAUGCCGAAGCACCGAUAACUUUAGCAUAAGUAUUGCUGCCCUUGAACUAGCAUACAACCAAGUAAAGAAGCGAGGCAUGAAGGUUCGUGCUGUUCUUGUUUCUAACCCCUCCAAUCCAGUUGGUAGUCUUAUAGAUCGGGAGACACUAUGUGGCCUUCUGGACUUUGUUAUGGAAAAAAACAUACAUCUGAUUUCUGAUGAAAUAUUUGCUGGAUCGACAUAUGGGAGUGAUAAGUUUGUAAGUGUGGCCGAGGUUCUAGAUGCAGAAAGCUUUGACAAGAGCAGGGUCCAUAUAAUAUAUGGACUGUCAAAAGACCUUGCUGUUCCAGGCUUUAGGGUUGGAGUCAUCUACUCUUACAAUGAAAAUGUCCUGGCUGCUGCAUCAAAGCUGGCAAGGUUUUCAUCCAUUUCAGCUCCUACCCAACGGUUGCUUAUCUCAAUGCUCUCAGAUAGAAAAUUCAUCUCAGAAUAUCUUGCAGUGAACAGAGCGAGACUACAUGACAUGCAUGCCUUAUUUGUUGACGGACUGAAACAGUUGGGUAUCAAGUGUGCCAGUAGCAGUGGUGGAUUCUAUUGUUGGGCAGACAUGAGCAUGUUUAUUCGACCAUAUAGUGAGAAAGGGGAGCUUAAGCUCUGGGAUAAUCUGCUGAAUGUGGCCAAGGUCAAUGUGACACCUGGGUCAUCAUGCCACUGUAUCGAACCUGGAUGGUUCAGAUGUUGCUUCACGACAUUGACAGAGAAAGAUGUUCCUACAGUUAUGGAAAGAAUACAGAAAAUUACCAAAAGCAAUUAAGUUACUGAUGUUUCAAAACUCACCUCUUCAGGCAUCACUUUUAAUAAAUUUAAGUGACUUCAAAUGUUUUUGUAGUGUGAGGAUGUUGUAGUUCGGCAGUCAGCAUGUCAUCUCUGGACUUCAACAUGCAACCAAAGUUAGGACACCGUCGCAAGAAUCAAACUUGGAGAGGUGGAGAUAAAGGGUGGUGUUGAAAUACUAAGGACAUUAUUGAAAUAUACAGUUUGAUGCGGCUUUUAACCUCCACAGCUGGCUGGUGCGACAAUCUUCUUGCUAUGGGUAUUAGAUGAUAGUUUAGAAUCUUCUGUACCUGUUCACUUCUUGUUAAAGUUGAAUUGGCUUUUCUAGUAGAUUGUGCAUAUUCUCCUCGUUAAGCUGCAGAUGUAGAUUCAAGAUUUUUGUUUCUACUGGUAGGAUGGGGGAUGUUCAUUGACAUAUAAUCAUUUUUGGUCUUGUUAUGACAUAAUUUAGUUUAUGAGUCA